CUCUCUCUCUCUCUCUCUCUCUCUCUCACAUCAACCCUGCAGCACCUUGCCUACCUUGUCUGCCCCGAUCCUUUACACGUACACCAGUCCCCCGCCGGUCGCCCCCAAGUAAACAUCUGCACCGCCUCCCAACCAUGUCCACAUUCACCUAUCUCCUAGCUGUGGCAACAGUGGUAGCGGCACUGUCUGGCCGCGCCGAAUGUCGCCCGCAGACUGCGGAGACAAGAGAUGUGGAGGCGGUGGGUGGUGAGCACCAGGGGGUCCAUCCUGUGUUCUUCUUCAAUGAAAACAAAUACGGGACCAUUGCCGGAGAGGUCAUCACGGGCACAGGCAAUCUCUUCGUCGGCAAGCGCCAGAAGAAGAAGCCUCGCGAUGGUCCCAGCGUCUCCGCCCUGGUGGCUGAACCUCCUGUAGCCUCCGUCGGAGUGUCUGCCGGACUCUCCUUGGUCCCCUCAGAAGCCAAGGUGGAGCUCGCCGCAUCACGCUAACUACCACAGCAUUUAUUUAGCCUAUAAUCAAAGGCCCGUAUUUUGGAACGCUUUGGGUUCUCACUACGACCAUUUUCACAGGCCGCGCAAGUGAUUGAUCGAGUUCUCAUGGUUGUUAAUAUUUUUCAUUGAUGUAGAAUUCUUGUAAUGUUAAACACUCACUGGAAUCAAGAAAACACCAUUGACAUUCCCGUUAACUUUCACUAGAGCCUGUUGAAAGUGGUCGAGAUAUGAUGCUGUUGAAACAUUUGAGAAAUACGGUCCGAGGGUGAUAGACAGGCAGAAUGUAGCCUAUAAACUUGUCUGUAAUGUCCUCCUUGCUGCUGUUGUUGUUACAUGAUAUUAAAGAAAAAUAUCCAC
Messenger RNA from Scylla paramamosain (green mud crab), 848 nucleotides. RefSeq lists its product as uncharacterized. NCBI's taxonomy places the organism in Eukaryota, Metazoa, Arthropoda, Malacostraca, Decapoda, Portunidae. The record is from RefSeq and is a predicted model, not a curated record. The coding region runs from base 135 to 488 and encodes 117 amino acids. The transcript has 3 exons.